This is a messenger RNA of Heterostelium album PN500, 2370 nucleotides long. RefSeq lists its product as uncharacterized. Lineage: Eukaryota; Evosea; Eumycetozoa; Acytosteliales; Acytosteliaceae. Gene Ontology annotation, molecular function: protein binding. The record is from RefSeq and is a predicted model, not a curated record. The coding region runs from base 1 to 2370 and encodes 789 amino acids. The transcript is spliced from 6 exons.
AUGAAACUAUUUCUAGUAUACUCAAUUAGUUUAUUGGUCGUUGUAAUACGUAGUCUUAAUAAUUUAAAUAGUAUAAUCCCACCACACUAUCAACAAAUCACCCAAUUUAUAAUAAUAUCAACAUUGUCAAAAGGAAUCAAUAGUUUUAGAGCUCUCUCUCUCUCAUUAAAUAAUGGUGAUGACACGAAUUUAACAUCUUCAUACCAAAAAAAAAAAACAAAUCAUUAUUUAAGAAGCGGCCAUUGGUUUGAAACAUCUUUACAAACCAACAACGAAUGUAGUAACAUCAACAUGUUGCAUACAUUUGGAUCCGAUCCAAUCAGUACGACCAAUGAAAUUCCAAUAAUAUCAAACAGCAGUAAUAAUAAUAAAAUUAGUAUACAAUAUAUUAAUAGCAAUUCGGAAUUUCUAUUACGUUUACAAAAGAAUCAUUAUUCAUUCCUAUUGAUCCAACAAUAUAGGUCACUUAAUAAUAGUAAUAAUAAUAAUAAUAAUAACAAUAGAUAUCAUACAUUUUUUAAUAAUAAUCUAAAUAAUAGUAAUUCCUUAAUUAUACAAUUACAAAUGUCAUUCUUUUCGAAAUUCAGGGUUGGUGGAGAUUCCUCUUCAGAAUCUUCAUCAUCAAACUCCUCUUCUUCUUCUUCUUCCUCUUCGCUUAGAAAGAAAACCAAAAUGAAUCAAGACCAAUUUCCUGUGCAAUCACCAAGAUCCUCACCCAUUUUAAAUAGAUCAAACUCAAUGAAUAAAUCGACCGACUCUUCCUCCUCCUUGGGAUCACCAAGAGGUUUCCUCCGAUCAAGUCUACAAGGUCUGCGUAGAAAAUUUAGUAUUUCAAUAUAUGCACCAUCCGAUGACGACGAAGACUACUCAAGAUCCAACUCUUGUACUAGUAGUAGCAGCAGCAACAGUGGAGAUGGCAAUUCUGCACACUUUGGAUAUGAAUUAUCGGAUUGCGAGAGUAAUGACUCGAUUUGUUCGUCGGCAAGCAAUGAGUUGGGAUCUUCGACAUCUUCGUUUGACUCGACACCCGAGAAUUUCUACAACGAUACACAAAUCAUCAAAAACUACACCAACCGCGCCAGCACCAUCAACAACAACAUCAAAUUUUAUUACAUUGAAUUAUUCCCUCAGGAAGUUGUUUUGAAAAUCCUAUCAUUCUUGAAUGCCAGUGAUUUGGUGAGUGUUUCAAUGGUAUCGAGACAUUUCUACGGAUUGGCUAACGAGCGAACCCUCUGGAAAAAGAAGUGUUUCCGAAGACAAUGGAUCACAGCCGAUCGAUAUGAUCCACUCUUUGAAUACAAAACCUAUUAUUUCGAAAAGGUUGCUAUCAAUGCACCCAAUUGCUUUAAAUGGAUCGCACCUAAACACUAUGGUGCAGUACCAACUAAACGAUUCAAGCAUACAGCAACCUAUGUCGAUGGAAAGAUUAUAUUCAUUGGUGGACAAGAAACCGACACCAAGCGUUUCAACGAUAUUAUCUAUUACGAUACCGAAUCACAUACAUUCUCAAAGCCACAAAUCAAAGGUGAUCGUGUCCCAAACUUUUCGAGACACACUUCAUGUUUGAUUGAUCAAAACAUAUUUGUAUUUGGUGGAUUCGAUGGUCAUGGAUCCAACUUUGAUCUCGCUGUGUUCAACCCAACCACCAAAAUCUGGACAAACAUCCCCAAGCAAUUUAUCAAUGGAAGUCUUCCAGUCUCAAGAACUAACCAUGCGGCAUCAGCCGUUGGCAAGACAAUGUAUAUCUUUGGUGGAAACAACAACGAUGAAUUCGGACACUAUCAGGUACUGGAUGAUCUCUAUGCCCUCGACACCACCACCAUGACAUGGUCUCAGCCAACAGUCACCGGUGACAAGCCAUGUGCUCGUUCCGGUCAUUGUAUGACUGCAAUCGGAAGUAAACUCUAUCUUUUCGGUGGUGGUAUCUGGAAUGAAACCAGCGGAUGGACAGACAAAUUCAAUGACAUACAUAUUUUCGAUACCACCAGAAACCACUGGACAAAAGCAGCGACACAAGGUGAUAUUCAAACGAGUACGUUUGCCAUUUCAUUUGCAGUGGGCCGAUUCCUAUUUAUUUUUGGAGGUGGAAGUAAACCUCGUCAUUGUGUUACAAACGAUAUUUAUAUUUUGGAUACAGAGACUCUACAAUGGAUCGCUCCAUCAAUCGAAGAGCCAAGACCACCCGCUCGUGACAUGGGUACUGCCUGUGUCGCCGGUGGAGAUGUAUACUUUAUGGGUGGUUAUGCAGGUGGUCCCAUUGACUAUUUCAACAAGUUAAAGUUCAAUUACAAAGUUCUUACCAACCUAGCAUCUAAUCAAUGUAAAUUACUUCACACUGACUAUUUAUCACAAGGAAAUAGUGUUAUGUAA